Cylicocyclus nassatus is the source of this 493-nucleotide messenger RNA. NCBI's taxonomy places the organism in Eukaryota, Metazoa, Nematoda, Chromadorea, Rhabditida, Strongylidae. The record is from the annotation of a GenBank genome assembly.
AUGUACUUUCCAGUGCUUGUCGCUCUAUCGCUAGUAAGCUAUGUCAGUGCAGUUUGGCCACAAAAGUUGAAGCAGGAUGAAAGUGCUGCUCUCGACAUUGUGAUGCGAAUGUCUGAAUUGACUUUGAAAGACCUGAUCUACUUAAUGAAUCUCCAGUUUUGGGGUUAUGUUGGUGAUGAGAUCUUGGAGAGGGCAAAAGAUAAUAAAGAACUUUACGAAAAAAUGCUAGAGUUCAGAGCAAGAUAUGAUCGCCUUUCUCAAACAGCUCAAGCAUAUGUGAAUGAGGCUUUCGAUAUGGCCAUGAAACAUGCGCGUUCUUUCAAUUACGACCAAUACUUCAAGCCUGAGCUGCUAGCUGAAGCUAGAUAUCUGGUCAUGAAGAUAAAGAAUCUCGAAGUUUACGAAGAGUUACUCGAAGCUUUCCCCAAUCUUGAGGCUGAAGCUACUGCUUGGGACUUGCUGCCCUGAAGCUGGCCAACUUUGAACUGUUCCG